Plasmodium gallinaceum is the source of this 174-nucleotide messenger RNA. It is a transcript of the gene Sel1, whose product is annotated as selenoprotein, putative. Lineage: Eukaryota; Apicomplexa; Aconoidasida; Haemosporida; Plasmodiidae. The annotation marks the transcript as partial. The transcript has a single exon. The record is from RefSeq and is a predicted model, not a curated record.
AUGAAUUAUGAAAAAGAGAAAGAAUGUAAUAAUGAAUUUGAAAAAAUUUUUAAAGAUAGGAAAUUAAAACAUGAACAUUUAAGAAGAAAGAAUUCUAAACAUAAUAAAUUUAUUUUACCAUUACUUAACUUAAUAAAGAAAAUUAUUAAUUUUCUUAAAACCACUUUUAAUAUU